AAACCGCUCGAUAGUUUAAAAGCGGCGGUUGUGUGAACACAUGGGCGAGAAUGUUCGCAUCAACGACUUUAAGACAAAUCAUGUCGUUUAUCGGUCUCUUUGUUAUAAUUUGCACAAUAAUAAUAUCCACGGCACAUAAAUUAAACGUACCUCGAGUUUUGUUACCUGUAUUCAAUAAUUUCGCUGUAAAUUUUACGCUAGAAGUGACGGACGAUGGCUGUUACAAAUGGUCAUCUUCACGUUCUGAUAUCAUACAAUUGAUUCCUGUGAAUGAAAAUUUUGAGAGGACAUGCUCAUCGGCGAUAUUAAUUCAAACAAUAACAAGAGAGUCAACGAGGAAUACUGCUAUUGUAUUAGCUGAGGAUAUUAACACUGGUUCCUUUUUACGAUGCGAUGUCAUAGUGGAUGCUAUCUUUUCCUUAAAUCUCAGUACUACUACAAGAAAACUAUAUAUUGAAGAUAUACCUGAAGCAUUUGAAGUACGAGCAUAUGAUGAACAAGGAAACCAGUUUACAACUCUAGCUGGCAUAGAAUUUCUGUGGGAAAUUGGUGAUGCUGAUAGACGCAUACCAUCUGAUACUAAACCUAUGAGUAAGGUAUUGCGCUUUAUGACUUAUGAGGAGUCGCAAUAUGAAAGACCUGCUAGUAUAGCUGCAUUGGAUAGUAUUGGCAAAAGGGGUCAUAUUGUUCUCAUAGAAGGUAUCAGGACUGGUACAGCUAAGGUAUCCGUCAGAUUGCCACACUCAGAAUAUAAACAUGUUCCAGCCAUAGAACUCGAGUUAAUUGUCAUUGCUAAUUUAAUCAUUAUACCACCGGAAAUAACAAUAAUGACGCACGACAGUUUCAAAUAUAAAAUAAUGCACACUCGUCAAGGGCGAUUGGAAGAAAUCAGCCUGCCUUCGAGCCAAUAUUAUCUGAAGGCUGAGAAUUCCGACAUACUAGAUAUCGAUAAUGAUUACGAUGUUGCGUAUGCGCGUAAAAUGGGACGUACGAAGGUGUUUUUGCACGACAAAAAUGUCCGUGAGGAGUAUUCGGUUAUUCUACCUUCCGCCACAGUUAACGUACACGAAGUGACCAAGAUUUCUCUUUCGGUUCUACCGAACAGAAAUUGGGGAUUGAUUUUAGGUCACACUCAUGAGAUUAUUGUCGAGUUAUAUGAUAGCAAAGACCAUAAAUUCUAUAUCGGGGAGGGUGUGGACGUCUUUAUGAAGAUAGACGAACAAUAUUUUGAGUCUAAAUUGGCAACACAAAAUGGCACUUAUAUUGUUGGAAUACCGAUUACCUGCGGAACGAUGACUGUAGAGGCGACAUUGCGCGGUAUAAUCGAUGAACACGGCAGGAAAAUCACGUCCAUGCCGCAACUUUUUACGACAGCUGAAUUACUAAUACAUGAGCCGGUCAAAGUUCAACCUCGUGUCUUGGCAAUCCCGUGGGAUGUUGCAAACAGAUCUAGAUUUGACAUAACAUUGAAGUCAACCGGUGGAGACAGCUCGUAUGUUUGGUCCAGCAGGCAACCAUCAAUAGUAGCAGUCUCUCAAAAUGGUGGUAUUAGGAUUCUGUCGCCAGGUUCGGCAGAGGUGGUCGUUGCAAUGGCUAGAAAUCAAUAUAACAAGGACACCGCGAAGAUCUACGUGUUGCCGCCCUCGAAGCUGAGGAUAAUCGAAUACAACAUGGAGGCGGCUGUGGGAGAACAGAUCUAUCUGCACAUCGCGUUGUUCGGCAAAUUGGUCAACGGCUCGGACGUCAAGGAGAUACCCUUCAGUGACUGCAAGGAUGUUCAUUUCGAUGUGCACAUACCGGACGGGAAUUUCGUGCAGGACUACAAUAAAGACGUCCAACCGGUUGGGGCCGCUUGCGCUGUGAUAAUCGUCACUAAUUAUUGCUGCAUCGGGAAAUCUGACAUCACCGUAGCUUACAAUCUGAACGAGAAUAAUGUCUAUCGAUAUCUAGUGGAUAACGUUACUGUCUCAGCGUACGAGCCGCUCAUGGCAAUACAUCCGGAGAGCAAAGAAACGUUACUCACGUUAGGUUCUUCGAGGAACGUGGUGUUCAAGGGCGGGCCGCUACCGUGGACCAACAGAUCUCGAGAUUACUCGCGGGAGAUACAUUUGUCUAACGAGGAGAUUGCUGAGGUAACAGAGUACGAAGAUCCGUCAAACGUUGGAUCGCUUGACUGGACGGUCUUUAGGGUGACUUGCAAGGCCUUAGGCAAAAGCACGCUGACAUACACGGUAUCGAACGUGCCGCUGUUUCCUAAUUGCAAACAUACUCACGCGUUAGAAACGAUUGAAGUCACUUGCGGCAAGCCAAGGUACAUGUAUCUGCAGCCCGAGUUCAAGGACAGCAAGAACUGUCCGAUCAGCCAAAACGCAGAUAAGAUAAUCGCGCACAGCGGCAAGCACCUGAAGAUCUCCGUAGUUGUUAAGGACGAGGACGGCAAGCGUUUCGACAAUUUCACGAGCCUGAACAUAGAAUGGCACUUGGAGCCAUCAGAUGGCGGCUUCGUGGAGGCGCCGUCUAUGACGAUAGAGGAGACUUACAUCGACAUGAAUGUGAUUUUGCCGAAAACUCAUUAUCAGAACAUCAUCUUCAAGAGAUACCACGGCACUCUCACAUUGUCUGCAACCGUCACCGGUUACCAAAAGCACAUCCUCAACAGAUUAAAGAUUACGCCUGAAUGGCCACCGUUCCCAAUCGAGAACAAUAAAGGCAUAUUGGAGACUCCAUUAAUAGAAGCUUCCUUAGAAGCGACUCUGGUAAACGACACUGUCGUCCAACCGGAUAAAUUGAUGAUCUUGAACGACCCGACGAGCAUAUCCUACUUGCAAGUCAGUCAAGGAUCUGGUUACUAUGAAUUCGUGCUGAGCUCUGAUGAGAUCGCGGACAUCCGAUAUUUGGACACGACUCGGACAGUCAGCGUGAUCCCGAGGAAGCCAGGUGUGCUGCGUAUGACAUUGGUGGAUUUAUGUCUGCCGUCCAAAUCGGCGGAAGUGCACGUGGAAGUGCAGCAGCUGGCGAUAAUCGAGGUGGAUACCGUGAGCAAAAUCGAAAGAGGUAAAUGCGUGACGGCCACGCUGAGGUUGUACGACACGAACGGUCAUCUGGUGAAGUUACCAUCGCAGAGCGCGUUGGACUUUCUUGCGGACAUCGACAACGACUACAUCGAGAUCAAGCGGCUGCCUGUAAACGAACAAGGCACCGCGCCAUACGAGAGGAUACUUUACAAGAUCCACGGUGUGUCGGAGGGUGAAAGUCGACUAACUUUCGUAAAAAAAGGCGGGAUACGGAGUGACCCGAUCACGUUGCAGGUGUUCUUGCCGCUACGGGUGCAACCGCGGAACCUGACGAUACUAAUCGGCACCAUCUAUCAAGUGCAGACUGUCGGCGGGCCGCCGAAUGCCGAGGUCGAGUUCUCGACUGAGAGCGGCAACGUGGUGCAUAUCGACCGCAGCGGUAUCUUUGAGGGCAGGUCGGCGGGUCAAACGAAGGUGCACGUACGAGCUGUCGGCUUCGACGCCAGGGGCAACAAGGUGGUUUACUCGCAGGAUCAUGCGGACAUACACGUACUACAUCUGGAGGACGUGAAGAUCUCGACUCCUGUGAGCAGAGUGAAAGCAGGUGCCACGUUCCCCAUCUGGGCAUUCGGCAUACCCGAUUAUCUCACGCCGCUCAUCAUCGGCUCUAUGCAACUACCGCUAAGUUUCAUAUGGUAUUCAAGCGAUUCCGGUUUGCUGACCCUGCACGACAUGUACGAGGGUACUGGGAUCAACAUCAGGUAUCAAAAUCAGGUGUCGCUGAGAGCGAAGGCGCUCAGUCCUGGUUUGGCGACGAUUUACUUGAACGUCACUAUGCCCUGCAACAUGCUGUCUGGCUGUAAGAACGACGUCACGUAUACCACGUUCGUGAAGAUCGAGAUCUUCGAGGAAUUGCGUCUGAUCAAUCCGGCGUCUUCGUGGGACGCUUCGCCGAUACUGAUGUCACCGAAUUCCGUCUUGCGAUUGCGGACGAAUCGGGAUAAAUAUGCCACAACCACUUACAGGAUCCUGUCGAGUAUGCACGGCAACGAGUCCGCGGAUUCACGCGCCUUGACGCCCGUCACGAAAGACGUGAGCGUCGAUAGGGACGGAGUCGUGAGGUCUGGUGAUAAUUUUGGUCAGACGAUCAUUUCCGUCAUAAGUACGGAAACGUACCACAAACAAACUCUGACGCUUGUUGUCGAGGUCAAACCUAUCCAUUACAUGAUGCUGUCUUUGAAAUCCAACUUGCGAAUACGGAAUGGCGAGGAACUGAACAUGCUGCCGAAGGGAAUGGAGUUGGAUUACAAUGUCGAAUAUUACGAUAAUGUUGGGAAUAAAUUUGACGCAGCUGAGACCAGCAUCAAAGCCAUGCUGAACCGUGUCGACUUAGCGUCGUUUAUCACAGGCUCAGAUAAUAUCAUCACCGCUAAGUUUUUGGAAAAUGGCGAGCUAGUUAUGAAGGCUUUCAACGAAAAGAACCCGAACGGAAUGUUCGAUUACGUUCACAUGAUGAUUGGCGAUAUCGUGUUUCCGACUAAGACCACUCUAACUGUCGGCGAUAUAGUGUGCUUCUCGAUGCCACUCCUUUCAUCUGACGGAGACCCAGGAUACUGGCAGUCUUCCGCGCCUGACAUAUUGCUGAUAGAUCCUAUUACAGGAAUUGGUCGCGCACGAAGCGCUGGACAUGCCAUUGUAAAACAUAGUCUUGCUACUCAAGUGCAAAGCGAGAUAGAAGUCGAUAUUCUGCCGAUUUCGCGGGUAUGCAUCGUUCCUUUGAGAGGAAGAAAUAUCACCGGCACGGAGACAUUUAGCGUGCCGCUGGUGCUGAAGAGCAAGGACGAAGAGAUCAAAGAAAAUAACGUCUUAGCGAGAGGCCUAGGUGGUUGUCGGACGUUAUCGUCGUUUGCACUGAAUGCGUUUCCCUAUACUUGUAACAUUCAGUUCGUAUCGUCGACUUCGUCACUCAAUGUAAAGGAUCUAUUUCUUGUGAAGCAACGAUUCGAUAUUGUAACAGGCUUCUAUUACUGCGACAUUAUACCGAUAACCUCUCCAUCUGUAACCACCAGCACAUUGGUAAGCCGCAUUCAAAUUAGUGCUCAGAGUCGUGACAUCGAGUCGACAGCUUUGGAGCUGACUUACUUGCCACCUAUGUAUGUCAACGUCAAGGAAAUUACGUUUGUCACCGGUCAAAGUCAAGGUACACCUGCUGCAACGUUCGAGGUGUAUGGACUGCCGGCGGUAUUAGAGCAUCUCACGAUCGACGUACCUGAGGGUAUAACCAUCACCUGGCAACAGUACAUUUCUCGAUCUGUGAUGCAGUAUAGACUGCGCUUGAUGCGUAGUCAAGAUGAAAUUCAGGGACAAAAAGUGUUUGUCGCGAAUGACUUGACUAAGCAAAACAUAUCUCUUUACAUACGUAUGUCGAGGUACAGCAAUUUCAUCCCUCUAUCCGGAAUACAAUGGGUGGAUUACAUGUAUUUCCACAGAUAUACACUAGGAACAUUUUCCGUUAUCGCGAUCACAAUUUUCUAUGUAUGGAAAAACAGGGUAGCGAACAUGAACUUGACUGUCAGAAACAGAGGCAUUUUCGCCGACAAGUCUCCGCUAAUGAUGAGGAAGAGCGGUAUUCCCUCUACAAGCACCUCAACUGCAUUCACCACAUCUAGCCCGCGAACUACGCACUCCACGCCGCCGAGUCCAUUUUCAGCGUUUGAACGCAGUCAGUUCGGCGAGAGAAGCGUCUAUGGUGAUCCACGUGGUUUCAGCACCAUACGGUAGAAGAGACAUGAUAGGGUAAAGUAGGAUUCAUAGAUGUCUGGACGAUCAACGAAGAUUCGUUAGGAUGACAUUCGUUACGAUAUUAAUGUUGAGAAAUUUUCGAGAAUUCAUUGUAGAUGUUUAAACAAACAUGACUUACUAUGACUGCUCGAACAAUUAGUGUGUAAGUUUAUACGGCAGCCUAAAAUAGAUUUAGUAACAACCGUAUUUAUUAAACUCUCGCAUCUAAUUGGUAUAUUCUUUUAGAUCUAGAAAUAUACUCUAAUCGGAUUCAAGAGUUCACUAACUAUGAUAGUUACUAAAUUGAUUUUAGGCUGCUGUUGUAACAGGCCUCAGUAUCUUCGUUUGACACAAUCAGUCAGAUAUGUACAUAUAUCGUUGUAUACAUUUUGUAGUGUUUAACAACGUUACAAUGUUUGAUUUUGUAUAAUUGUGUGAUGCGUGCAUAUUGUGUGCGUGUGUGUGCGUAUGUGUACAAACGAGAAAUACGAUUGCAUCGCGACUAGACUGGAUAUUAAUGAUAUUGCGAUUACAUACACUCUUUUAUCUUAAUUCAUUUCAG
This is a messenger RNA of Odontomachus brunneus, 6357 nucleotides long. RefSeq names its product nuclear pore membrane glycoprotein 210 (gene Gp210). The record is from RefSeq and is a predicted model, not a curated record. Lineage: Eukaryota; Metazoa; Arthropoda; Insecta; Hymenoptera; Formicidae. Bases 51 to 5795 code for a protein of 1914 amino acids. Gene Ontology annotation, cellular component: nuclear pore. The transcript is spliced from 15 exons.